GGGAGUGAGAAUGCUGCCAGUCUCUGAUACUGAUACCUCGCACUUGGGAUAGAAUCUUUAGCGGUACACGGACCGGGCCGCCAUUCUGCCUCUUCCAGAGGGAGUAUGCAAACGAUGGAGUUGUGGUGAAUACGAUAAGAAACAAUGCAGAAACAAGCAUCCACAACUCACACCAAAAAUGCAUUGUUUUUAAUGUGUUUAGUGAGACAGAUAAAAAUAAAUGUUAAUAGGCCCAUGUUUAAAUCUGGAGCCAGUUUCAAAUACGUUUUUGAUUAGAAUACCCGAGCUCCCACUUCUAUUUGAAACAAUUUUAGAACAAUUGUUAUAAUAAUGGUCUGAUCUAAACUUGUGCAGUAUUUUUAACAUGUUUUAACAAUAGUGGUUCUUAGUAUUUAGUUUUAUAUUGCACCAAUUGAAAUUUUGCUGAUGAUAAGCUUUAAAAUGCAGAAGUCAUUGCCCAGUAAUCAAAUACCAGUGACUUGUUGCUGGAAGACUGAUGAAAGAUGCAACCUUCUCAGUGGCCACAUCCUUGAUAAUCAUUUAAUUCUGUCCUUCAGCCUGUCUAUGGUGGUGGGCCUGAUGAUCGGUGCUCUCAUUUGGAUCCUCUUGACAUGGCUGUCUCGGCGCAGAGCCUCGGCCCGUAUCUCCAGGCGAAACCCCAGGCAGUCGCGGACCUCCCCUCACAGCCUCCUGCACAGCCGUUCUGGGUUCUAUCGCAACAGCAGCUAUGACCGGAGAAGCAACAACAGCCUGGCUAGCGCAGCUCUCACUUUCCAGCGCCAGGCCUCUCUGGAGCAGGCUGAUCCAUUUGCCCGGAAACCCAGCUUCAGGGCCUCGACAUUUCACCCGCUACUUCAGUGCAGCCAGAUCGCCCGUGAGGCCGAGGAAGGCAGCCAAACAACACUCCCGAGAAGCAACGCUGGCUCUAUGGUCAAUGUGGGUGGUCUGGCCCGGCCUGACUCCUUCUGGUCUAAUAGCAGCCUGCGUGGCUUUCACGCCACACAGACCCCACCGCCUGCCUAUGAGACUGUUAUCCGAGCUUACCAAGAGACUUGCACUUGAGUUCCUGUAAUAACUGAGAGAGAAAGAGAGACCAAGAGUGAGAAAGAAAGCAUCACUAAAUGUAUUUAGUCCAGUGACUUGUAUGUUAUGGUAUCAUGGAAAGUUGAAACUUGACUUAAAUUACAUCAACCACUUAUUAAAGCUUAGAAGAUUAUACAAUAAAAAAAAAUACUUUGUAGAAUGGGAUAUGGUAUGUUUGUUAUUUUGGUUGUAUGUGUUCUUGUAUUAUAAUAUGUUUUUUAUAAUAAAAUUGUAAUGUCUUGUUUUUGAGAAAUAUCAGUGAUAUGUAAUGACAACACUAGAUGCAACUGUUUUAGUAAGUUGAUAGCCCAGGUGGAUGUUUUUCAGGCACCUCCCUGUCCUAGUGUGCCUUAUCCUUGUGCUGCUCUGAAUGAGACAGUUGUUCAGUCUUAUGCAUAAUCAUAACACUGCCAGCUAAAAUGACAGUCGGUGCAAAUGUUUUUGUUUUGAGUCAAAAACACCAGAACUCAGUUUACAAAAGAACUCCAAAACUAAAAAUGACUUUUAUUCUAUACAUUUCUGUAAUCAUUUCUGCUUACUGUGUAAAAAAUGACAAUCUUUGAUUUUUUACUUCUUUUUGUACAGAUAAGGUAAACUACCAAAGUAAUUCCCUCUAAUAAAGGGGUUGUAUUGUGAAAAAGGUAAACAACGUCUUUAUUACUGUUUUAAACAUUUAAUCGUUUUAAUUAGGAACGCUUUGAUUAUUCUGAACAAAAAUGGACAUUCUGUCUGAAUAUUUAGCAGUCAUUAACUGUGUGGUGGUGCCCUCUAAUGGAGCUUCCAGGUUGGUGAAGUUAUGUGGUUUCUAACUUAAAAGUAUUUGGAAAAUCUACUAUCUUCUGUGUAUACUAUUGCUUUUGACAACCAAUUGAUUUAAUGUGUCUGUUUCAGUAAUAGUAUAUCUUGGUUUCUCUAAUCAGGGUGCAAAACUUGUUCUCAGCUCACUGGCAUUGUGUUGCUGUAGUACAGGAUGUGCAGCCAUUGGUAAAUGACGCCUUUGUGUAAUACUGUAAUACAGGUUGCUUGACAUUAAAACACUGGUAAGGG
Acipenser ruthenus (sterlet) is the source of this 2130-nucleotide messenger RNA. Its product is annotated as myc target protein 1 homolog. The record is from RefSeq and is a predicted model, not a curated record. The transcript is spliced from 2 exons. Gene Ontology annotation, cellular component: nucleoplasm. NCBI's taxonomy places the organism in Eukaryota, Metazoa, Chordata, Actinopteri, Acipenseriformes, Acipenseridae. Bases 427 to 1062 code for a protein of 211 amino acids.